GCUGCCAGUUCUCCCGCUGUCACUAACAUGCGGGAUUACGAUGAAAUCACCGCUUUUCUCGGAGAAUGGGGACCCUUCCAGAAAAUUAUCUUCUUCCUCUUGAGCCUCAGUGUCUUUCCCAAUGGUUUCUGCGGACUGUCUAUAGUUUUUGUCGGGGAUAUUCCUGAACAUCGCUGCUUCGUUCCCGGGAAUCUCAACCUCAGUGAAGCGUGGAUGAACCGGACUAUCCCUCUGGAACAAGCCAAGGGGAAACUCCAGUACAGCAAAUGUAGACGGUACCGGUUGGAUGUGAUCAGGAAUCUUUCGGAGAUAUUUCCUGACCCAGAUUCCGUCAAUAUUUCUGAGGUGGAACAGGAGCCCUGUUUGGAUGGAUGGGUGUACAGUAAGGAUCAGUACAUGUCCACCAUCGUCAGCGAGUGGGACUUGGUGUGCAACAAUGAAUGGAAAGGGCCUUUUUCUAUGCCAGUCUUCUACAUUGGAGUGCUGAUUGGUUCCUUCAUUUCUGGACAGUUAUCGGACAGGUUUGGCAGGAAGGUAAUUCUGUAUGGAACUAUGGGCGUUCAGAGUGCAUUCAGCGUGCUCCAAGUCUUUUCUCCAAACUGGGAAUUAUUCUGCCUUCUCAAUUUCUUUGUGGGUCUUGGGCAGAUUUCAAACUAUGUGGCUGCUUUUGUUCUCGAUCUUUCAAGCAUUGCCACAGUACUAGUGAUGAUUGGAAAGUUUGCAGUCUCCUGUGCCCUUUCCAUGGUUUAUGCCUACACUGUUGAGCUGUAUCCAAUAAUAGUAAGAAAUAUGGGUAUCGGAACAAGUACAAUGGCUUCCAGGCUGGGCAGCAUCAUCUCACCUUACAAAUUCUAUCUUGCAAAUUCAUAAAUGGGCCUCAGGCUGAGAAUUCUGGGUUUGAAAAUUGCCUCCUCUAACUCAGAUAAUCCUGGAAGAGGAAGGAAUCUCAGAGGUUCGGAAAACAGGUAUUUAUUAUGAAUUUCUACCUUUUAUUCUGAUUGGAUGUGUUACAAUUCUGGCAGCAAGUUUGGUCAUGUUUCUCCCUGAGACAAUCAAUGUUCCUCCCAGAAGUUAUUGACCAGAUGCAGAAAUUCACGUUCAUAUCUAGGCGUAAUCACAUUAAUCUUGAACCUUUGUAUAUACGUGGAGUGACUGAAGAAAACAGUAUUGCCAUCAGAAACAAGGAGGAAAUUUAAUCCAGCCCUCACGACAGAUCAGUGGGAAUGAAGAAAUGGACAAGAAAUCAUUUCUUUACAAUUUAUGCCACAGUCAAAUAUUAUCAACAAUGGAAAUAACAGUGCAACCAAGAUA
This is a messenger RNA of Stegostoma tigrinum, 1311 nucleotides long. Its product is annotated as organic cation/carnitine transporter 2-like. The record is from RefSeq and is a predicted model, not a curated record. Gene Ontology annotation, biological process: transmembrane transport. Lineage: Eukaryota; Metazoa; Chordata; Chondrichthyes; Orectolobiformes; Stegostomatidae. The transcript is spliced from 7 exons. Gene Ontology annotation, molecular function: transmembrane transporter activity. Gene Ontology annotation, cellular component: membrane. Bases 28 to 870 code for a protein of 280 amino acids.